CUGUUAAAGCUCGAGGAAUUUUGGACUUAUUUGGAUGUAGAUAAGACUUUGGAGUUUCUGAAAGGCAUUCGAUACUACAGAGAAGUUGUGUCACGAAUAGAAAGGAGCCUAGAGGGUAGGUAUGACCAUUUUAUUAUUCUCAUACCGAAUUCGUGUAGGAAUAUAGCCAUAUGGUCUUCUAGGAAUGAAAGCCCUAUGUUAUGUUAUUGCAGUUUGCGUUCAGAAACACCGAUUUUGCUGCGUGAAUAUCAAAAAGAGUUAUGUGUGAAAGCAUUGAACGGAAUCAACACAAUCAUCGCUGCUCCCACCGGAUCAGGAAAAACAAUCGUAGCUGUGAACAUCAUAAAAGAUCAUCUGGACAAGAAUAUAUGUAAUGGUCGGUGGAAGCGAAGCCGAAAUAAGAUUCUGAGCGAUACACUCAAACUCUUUGUAACAUCAUUCCUAGUGUUCCUAGGUUUGCUAUCGUUUUAUUCCAGGAAUCUUCUUAUGGAGAAUACCGUAUCGGACGGUAUCGAGAAUGCAAUUCAGCCACCUUUCAUCGUAACUGCGUUCACCUUGAUGGUGUUCGAUGAAUGUCACAAUGCUGUUAAAAACUCGCCUUAUUCGAGUAAGAAAUUGUUUUCCUUUUCUUCCCACAAGGCUCAUUUUCGAAGCGCAGUUUCCCUGAGAGUCCGCUGUAAAGACGCUGCGUUAUUUCCGUGCAGCGUACGCCAUGCUUUGACUUAUUUUAGAUUUCGAGAUGGAGGAACCCGGGUACUUGUGGCAACAUCGGUGGCUGAUGAAGGAUUGGAUGUAGCUAAAUGUAAUCUCGUAAUUAAGUACAAUUGUGCCACAAAUGAGAUCGCCCACGUGCAGCGCAGAGGCCGUGGACGGGCGGAGAACUCUAGAAGCAUUCUCAUCACACAAAAUUUGAAGAUGAAGGAACAAGAAGAGAGGAAUGUUGUCAAGGUGGAAGAGGGAAUUAAAGAAAUACUACAAGAAAUGCAGCGAGAGGAUGCAAACGUUUCGCAGCGAUUAGCGCAGCAAAAAAUUUCUGGAAAGGUGUACAGGUUGUUGUGCAGCAAAUGUGAUGCGCUCCUCUGCACCUCUAGGGACAUUAAAACUUACAAAAAUUCGCAGUACUGUGUUUGCGAUCCGUCUUUUUGGGCGAAAACUCGCAAUGAAGUGAUUCGUGUGGGCACCUCAAGGGAGGAGAAAUUCGGUGCGAUUGCCAAGGUAUCUCUGUCAAAAUUGCCGACAUGUGAUCCUAUUUGUCUGGUAUUUUCCCAUAGGAGUGAUGUCAGUUUACACUUACUCCGUCAUGGGUUGAAUCUUAAUGUUAAACAUGGUGUUGAGGACACUCGUGUGUAG
This is a messenger RNA of Haemonchus placei, 1350 nucleotides long. The record is from the annotation of a GenBank genome assembly. Lineage: Eukaryota; Metazoa; Nematoda; Chromadorea; Rhabditida; Trichostrongylidae.